Molecule: messenger RNA, 336 nt
Organism: Anisakis simplex (herring worm)
Lineage: Eukaryota; Metazoa; Nematoda; Chromadorea; Rhabditida; Anisakidae
Source: the annotation of a GenBank genome assembly
AUGUCGUUUCGUGGCUCAUCACAUGGCGGCUCUUCGUCGAAUCUUUAUCCUGACGCCAACAAUUUCAUGGAACGACAAAACGAUUCGUUGGUGGAUCAAUUGACCGGAAAAGUUGCGGCGUUGAAGAAGAUCACGAUAGCGAUCGGUGACGAUGUUAGGGAGCAGAAUCGUUUGUUGAACGAGAUGGAUUCCGAUUUCGAUGCGUCAAGAGGUCUGCUCGGUACGACAAUGGGCAAACUGGGCAGAGUGGCAAAAGCGGGUGGCAAGAAUUUACUCUGUUAUUUGGUGCUUUUCUCGUUAUUUGUUUUCUUGCUGAUAUAUUACUUAGUUCGUUGA